AUGGACAAUCAAAUAAUGAAUAAUUAUCGUGAACAAUAUCGAUUUAAUGAUCCAACUAAUGGUAAUUCGAUUCGAUUAACAAUACUAAAUCGAAUUUAUUUUGUUGAUAUUUCAAGUCUUUAUAAAUGGAAUUUCGAAUCUUUGGAAAAAUUUUUAAUUAAUUUUCCAACGAAUAUAAUACAUGCAUAUUUACGUUAUCUACAUAAUGGUAUUUUUAUUAUUGAUUAUGAUUAUCUUCCUUGGUUAAAACGUUUUAUUGAUUCGAUACAAAAAUUUGAUCAAUUAUUUUAUAAUUCAGCCAUGGCUAGUAAUAUUGACCAUCAGAACAAACAACAAAAACAAAAACAACAACAACAACAACAACAACGACAACAAGAAAAUGAAAAAUUUUUGAUAAUAAAAAGAUUACAAAUUUCUAAUGAACAACAACCGGAAAUGGUACAAACUUCACCUUUACCACCAACAAUAUUUAUACCUCAACAAUCCCCGGUAAAGGUUGAAAUACCCAAUGAAAAUCCUGUGACAUAUUUCGAUCAAUCAUCAAUAUCACAAUUACCGUUACCAUUACCAUCACAAUCACCGGCGCCGUUAUCAUCAAUUUCACCAUCACCAGUGCCAAUACAAUGGCCAUUACCGUUACGACCACCAUCGCCAUCACCAAUGCCGUUACAAUGGCCAUUACCAUCUCGACCAACAUCGCCAUCACCAGUGCCGGUUCAAUGGCCAUUGCCAUCGCAGCCACGAUCGCCAACGCCAUCGCAAUCACAAUCGCAAUCGCCAUUGCCACCACCAAAACCACAAUCACCAACGUCAGCACCAUCACCAGUGGUGGCAACCCUACGAAAAACAACGAUUCGACAAAAAAUAGCAUCACCAACAUCCAAAGAAGAAAAAUCGGAACCACCUACAACAAAGAUUGUUCAACCUAUACAACCACUAUUGAAUCGAAUAGAAGAUUAUACACAAUGGCCAAUUUUGAAUGAUAUUUGUAAUUAUGAUCCAAGAUUUUUGACAGAAAAUUUAGAACAAAUAUUCAUUUGUGAUAGUGGCCGUAUAGCCAUCAUUCAACAAUUAUUUAUUAAAAAUUUUGGAAUGACAAACGAAAAUCAACAAUAUCAUACGGCAAAAUCAAAUAUGAUGUCGGUAAAUCAUUAUCUUAGUUAUCGACAUACAGCAUGGUUUGCUACAUAUGUUUAUGAACGUAGUCCAAUGGUACCAUGGAUUUAUCUAGAUCAUCUUGAUCAAUCACGUCGUAUUGUUUGGAUUUCCUAUGAUAAUGGUUGGUUAUUUACAUUGGAUAAUCAACAUUCUCUUCGAUGUCGAAAUAUUUUUGUAGCAAGUUUUACUGCAAUACCAGCUAUGAAUGAAAUUGAUUGUGUUGAACGUUUUCGAAAGUUAUUUCCAUUGAAUGGCCAAAAAGAAUGGCCAAAUAUUAAACGAUUUUCUUCUGGUGAAGGUUAUACAUUAUUAUUAUCAAAAUCGAAUGAAUUAUUUUUAUGGAAAUGGACAACAAAUCUUUCAGUUAUAUCAAAUCCUGAACGAUUACGUAUAUGGGAAGGAUUUCUUACACAUGAAGAUUUUGCCAACACAUUAUUCACUGCAGAAGAUAGUGAUGAUGAUCGAAAAUUAAUUGAUAUUGCUUGUUUUCAACAAGGAUUUGCAUUAUUAACACCAGGAUUAAUAUUUUUAUUCGGUCGUAUUAGUCCACGACUUGAUUAUGGAAGAGAUUAUCUACCGAUUAUUAUACGUGAUACGUUCAAUCGGAUAAUCGAUUUUGAACAAAAAACAUCAAAUGAACCAUUAAAAUUUGCAAAAAUUUUUGCAACACGUAAUCGUCUACUAUUAUUAAGUGAAGAUGGACAACUUUUUUUCCUACAAGUUGAUUUAUUUGAAGGAGAUGAUCCAAAUACCUAUCGAUUACCUAAAGUUCAUCCACCAUUAUUUCCAAUAAUGCACGAUCAACGUAUGCGUGUUACCGAUGUAUUUUCUGCAAAUGAUUGCUAUAAUUUUCUUGCAACAAUAACCGAUAAAUAUCAUAAAAAUCGUACACGUAUUCUAGUAUUUUUAAGUAGACAAUCGGAAAAAACGGGUUUAGAAUAUCCAUUUUGUAGCCUAGUUGAAACAUAUGGCCGUUCUAUACCGGAUGCAUUUUCAUUAUGGAUUAAUGGUGAAACACCAAUGUUAACAUCAUUACCACCAUCAAUAAGUCCAACAACUUUACAGGAACAAUGUCAAGGAUUUCAGGAUCCAAGUAAUCCUAGUCAUGAAAUAAUUUCUAUACAUGGUCGUGGAUUCUUUGUAGAUCAACGUCGUGUUGAUCUAUCAAGAAAAUGGCCAGCCGAAAGAUUUACAGAAAUAUUUUCACAAUAUCCAAUAAAUUUUGCACAUGAAUAUCUUCGAUAUCUUCAUACUGGACGUUUUGAAUUGGAUUCAUCAUUUAAUCAAUUACAAAGACGUUUUUUUGCUGAUAUUCAAGGUUUAGAUCCGAAAUUAUUCGAAAAAAUGGCCCUACAAAGUUGA
This is a messenger RNA of Dermatophagoides pteronyssinus (European house dust mite), 2520 nucleotides long. RefSeq lists its product as uncharacterized. The record is from RefSeq and is a predicted model, not a curated record. Lineage: Eukaryota; Metazoa; Arthropoda; Arachnida; Sarcoptiformes; Pyroglyphidae.